Messenger RNA from Cyprinus carpio (common carp), 1371 nucleotides. It is a transcript of the gene creld1a, whose product is annotated as CRELD disulfide isomerase 1a. The record is from RefSeq and is a predicted model, not a curated record. Gene Ontology annotation, molecular function: calcium ion binding. Lineage: Eukaryota; Metazoa; Chordata; Actinopteri; Cypriniformes; Cyprinidae.
GCUGGGAGGGGGCAGCAUAAAAGUAUCAUACACCAGACCCACUGCAGACUAAAAAUAUUCAGUUAUUUGAGAAGCGCGGUGUCCUCAAGCUGCUGCUGCGCUGGUUUUGUGCGUCCAUGCCUGUGGCCCGAGAGCUGCCAUGAAUCAGUAAACUUUGUGGAAAGUGGGGGUUUGAAGCACGUCACCCUGAUGUCACCCUCACGGAUGUUCUUCCUGUCUGCUGUGCUCUGCGUGGCCCUUUUUCAUCUAAUUUCGGGUCAGAACUGCUCAGAGCACUGUAAAACAUGCGGGGGCCCAGAGAAAGACCAGUGCCUUCAGUGCCACACCGGUUACAUCCUGCAUGACAACCUGUGUGUGGAUAUCGAUGAAUGUGGUACUGAUCAGGAACGGUGUCCCGACAACACAUACUGCUUCAACACCCAUGGCUCUUAUGAAUGCAAAGGAUGUGAUAAGGCCUGUGUUGGUUGUAUGGGUGGAGGACCUGCCCGCUGUAGGAAAUGUGCUGCUGGUUACAGAUCAUCAGGCAUGAGAUGCAUAGAUAUAGAUGAGUGCGCUGAGGAGGUGUUGGCCUGUCCUGGGGUCAGUAUGUUCUGUGAAAAUACAGAGGGCUCUUUUCACUGUCAGUGUGCAGUGGGUUACACACGCAGAGGCGACAGCUGUGAGAGGAGCCAGACAACAGCGUCUGAGAAAAGGGUCUUUUUGACGACAUUCAGGAGGAUGAAAUUGAGGUUCUGCAGCAGAUGUUCUUCGGUGUUGUGCUGUGUGCAUUGGCCACAUUGGCGGCUAAAGGGGACUUGGUGUUCACCUCUAUCUUUAUGGGGGCAGUGGCAGCCAUGGCUGGAUACUGGCUCUCUGAUAAAAGCGAUCGAGUGAUAGACUCCAUCUUGAAGGGGAGAUAAAUGCAAACCUAUCUGCAGUGCUGCUUUCUACAAAGUCAACUACUUUUGAGCUGGGCCAUUUCUUACACCAUAUGAUGGUAUGUUCACACACACAGCCAAAGGAAGCUGCUAUAUAAUGGCAGCAACAGCAAUAUGUUCACAAAGUAUAAUGAGCAUGAACUUUUCUUACCCCAAAUGGUUUUUAGUUUGACUAGCAUGUGACAACUUGGUAUAUUCUUAUUUCACUUACAAGUUGACUACUGUAUAUUGGGAAUCAGUUGUUUUUUGAUUAUUAAUGUGGGCACUGGUAACAAUAUCCAUCUGAUGUCAUUUUUUAUUGUGGCCUGUGCAUUUUUAGUAGCCUUCAGGUAGUAUAUACAGUAUGUUAAAAUGUAUUUAUGAGUGUACAUAAUGUUUAAAAGUUUGGUUUUGAUAAGAUUUUUUUAACAUCUCUUCUGCUCAUCAAGGCUGCAUUUAUUUGAUUAAAGAUAAA